CCGGUAGUCUAUAUAAAGGCAUGUGAAUAACUUUACAUUCCCACGAUUGCAGCCUAUCUCCACACAUCAAAUUUCUUCUGCUGAUAUCUUCAGGGUAAUCGAUAAUAAUGGCAGGGCCAUCACGUAGGAUAUGGGGCUUUGAACUAGCAGUAGUGGUUCUUGGACUGCUUGCAAUGGCACAGCAGUCCAUGCAACAGAGUUCCAAGCGCCCCAUGCAUGGGCUUAUCCAGAGAAUCAACGAUAAUGGCCCUUACUUUGGUCUUGUUUUGGCUUCCGACUCCGACGAGAAGGCUCUCCUAGCCUCUAAUGUCUUUAAGACCGAAGGUGAAAUUUCUUCGGUUGAUGUGGCUGGAAGAAAAUUCAACGUUGGCACGAUCAACGGAACUAAUGUGAUAUAUGUGAAGACAGGGAAGGGACCAUCAAUAAAUGCAGCAGCAACAGUGCAGAUCCUCGUUGAUUUAUUUGAGCCCGAAGGAAUCAUUCACAUCGGCCCCGCCGGAGCCGUUAAUUAUUCCCUGUUCAUCGGUGAUGUUGCUGUGCCUAAACAAGUUGCCUUCACUGGAUCUUGGAAAUGGCUGGAACGUCGGGCAAAGGGUGGGCAGCUGGUAUUCGGAGAAUACAAUAAACCAGUUAGAGGAGGCAACUUGUUGGGAAGCAUAAGCUUCCAACCAACCACACUGUACGCAACAGGAAAAAAUAAGACCACCGUCUUCUGGCUUCCCCUCACCUCAAAUUGGCUCGACGUAGCCUCUCAACUUAAGAACGUUGAGCUGGAGCAAUGUAUCAGCAAGAACAAGUGCCUACCCAAAGCACCAGUUAUGGUGAACGAUUUGAGGGUCUCAUCUUCUGAUAUAUACGUGCAAAAUGCAGCUUAUAGAGAAUUCAUCUGCACACAAUUCAAGGCCUCAACAGUCGAUAGAGAAACCGCAGCUGUUACAUUGGUGGCUUUGUCAAAUGAUGUCCCUGUUAUCGCCUUCAGGGGUGUCUCCGACACCGCAGGUGGAUCAACUGCAUACAAAAGCUACAGCUAUUUGGCGUCUGUCAAUGUUGUGAAAGCUGCUGUGGCGUUCAUUGGCGCAGUUGGUAACUCUAACUCAUCCCUCGCAGUCGCAGCUUAUUAAGCAACGGCCUGUUAGUGUUUGAUCCGCGGUACUGGAAUAAUUAAUUAUAAUAAAUUAAUAAGUGUAUGAUGAUGAUCAUUGCUAUGCAGUCGCCAUCUUUAAUGAAAAUUAGCUAGUAUUUUCUUCUUC
Messenger RNA from Manihot esculenta (cassava), 1250 nucleotides. Its product is annotated as bark storage protein A. The transcript is spliced from 6 exons. The record is from RefSeq and is a predicted model, not a curated record. NCBI's taxonomy places the organism in Eukaryota, Viridiplantae, Streptophyta, Magnoliopsida, Malpighiales, Euphorbiaceae. The coding region runs from base 108 to 1121 and encodes 337 amino acids. Gene Ontology annotation, biological process: nucleoside metabolic process. Gene Ontology annotation, molecular function: catalytic activity.